Molecule: messenger RNA, 1085 nt
Organism: Limanda limanda (common dab)
Lineage: Eukaryota; Metazoa; Chordata; Actinopteri; Pleuronectiformes; Pleuronectidae
Gene: mblac1
Product: metallo-beta-lactamase domain containing 1
Exons: 2
Coding region: 2-760 (252 amino acids)
Source: RefSeq, a predicted model, not a curated record
CAUGCACCGUGAUGGUUUGAAUAAAGUCAUGGAUGUUGCUGUCAUGAGCUCGUCCGGCUCAGCUCCUCUUGAGGACUCAGCGGACAUGUCGGGGACAGGCAGUGUCCUGGCGUCUGUCUCUGACCGGUAUCAAACCAUCCCGCUGCCGGAGUCUCACGCACACUUUCCCGGACAGCCAUACUCCGUGUCCGUGCUGAAAGUGGGAUACUGUCUUCCUCAGCCCGACGGAACAUUCAGAGCCGACGGGACCAUCACCCUCAUAACAGGACCCAAGAUCAUUCUGGUGGACACGGGAGGACCAUGGGACCGGGACUUUCUCCUCGUGUCGCUGAAAGAGAGGGGUCUUGAACCGGGAGACAUUAACUUGGUUGUAGGGACUCACGGCCAUUCAGACCACAUUGGAAAUCUGGGACUUUUUCCAACAGCUCUAACGAUUGUAGGAUAUGACAUCAGCGAGGGGGACACGUACCGUCCCAACAGACUGGCAGAGGGACUUGCUUACACUGUUGAUGAACAUAUAUAUGUAGUUCCAAGUCCAGGCCACACAGGACAAGAUGUCAGCGUUCAGGUGAAGGGAACCUCAUCAGGCACUGUGCUUGUUGCAGGGGAUUUAUUUGAGUGCUGCUCAGACGGGGACAGCUGGCGGGAUCUGAGUCUGAACACUGCAGUACAGGAGGUCAGCCGUCAAAGGGCGUUACGCACUGCUGACGUCAUCAUACCGGGACAUGGACCCCCAUUCAGAGUCCUCAGGAACCAAUGAACCAACCCUAAGGACCUCAGUUUGGAAUUAUAUAAGAAAGUGACAUGAUUAACAUUAGGUGGAGUUAUACAACUGAAAUUGAACUGCUAGACAUAGGCACUCAGACCUGUGUGAACAAACAUGUUGACAGCUGUAAAUAACAGGUGUGCAUGCACCAAAGAUACUUUAAGGCAAAUUUGAGAUCCAAUCACAGGGACGUGUGUCGCCAGUCGCCACAUUCUUUUAUCUGUGUAAACCCUGACCAUCUACAGUUUUAUUAAGAGCCCAAAGCUUUUACACCUAAUUUUUUCCCAUACAUUAUUUUAUUUGUGCCCACCGACACAAU